Sinocyclocheilus rhinocerous is the source of this 4711-nucleotide messenger RNA. It is a transcript of the gene recql4, whose product is annotated as RecQ helicase-like 4. Lineage: Eukaryota; Metazoa; Chordata; Actinopteri; Cypriniformes; Cyprinidae. Gene Ontology annotation, biological process: double-strand break repair via homologous recombination; telomere maintenance. Gene Ontology annotation, molecular function: nucleic acid binding; ATP binding; zinc ion binding. Bases 146 to 4597 code for a protein of 1483 amino acids. Gene Ontology annotation, cellular component: cytoplasm; chromosome; nucleus. The record is from RefSeq and is a predicted model, not a curated record. The transcript has 27 exons.
UUGUUUUCAACGCUGAUUUGACAUUUGGCGCGUUCAGUGAAAAGUCGAGUGAUAAACGUAAGUGCUCAUUUAUUUAAGAUAAAUAUGGUCUUUUCUGAAACAUACGCGUCUCUGUAUAACUGACAUGGUCCUUUUAUAUGAAUAAAUGGAUCGAUACAAUGAUGUUAAAAUCCUCCUGAAGAAAUGGGAACAGUCUUUCUUCCAAACAAACAACAGAAAACCUAAUAAGGACGACAUCGAUAAAGCUCCAGAGGAGACGAGACAACUCUAUAAAGAAUACCGUUCUCUUAAAGAAGCAAAAGAAAGGAAUGGCACUGGGCAGGAGGAGCACACAAAACCCCCAAAGAGUCAGCCUUCUACAGCUGAAUCUGGAUGCUGGGGGUCUCACCUCAACCGAAAGAGUCUGCCGGCUGCUGUACCAAAACUGUCAUCAGAUGACAAAGAGACGCUGAAAGCUUCAGCUCAGUACUUUGGCAUGAAGUUGAAAAACAAUCUUGGAGCUUUAACAAAGGAGCGAUCUUUUUCUCUGAAGAAAGCAACAACCCCUCGCCGAACACCAGCAAAACCACUGAAAGACGCUCCAGACUCCAGUGCAGCACCGACAGAUGUAGACACUCACACACCAAAGCCAGCUAACAUGUGUCCAGACCCCAGCGCUCCUCCUGUACAGACGGCAAGCAAAGAGUUUGAGGACGAGCCAUCAGAUCCCUUUCCAUCCAUAACCCCCUCCAAAUCCUGGUCUCCAGCUGUGGGCUCUGCACACAAGAGCUUGGAGAAGGUCCAGUUUCUAAAGCAGUCCAUGACCAAGAGGUUUUCCUCUGUGGACACGGACUGGCUUGCACGCUGCCAGGUUUUCGAUGAGGUGGAAGAACCUCAGAAACCUGUUGCUGGGAAUUCAGAGCUGUCACAAAUCGAAAACAGUGUCUUACAACCUACUGUUAAAAGCGAAACUGCGUCAAAUGAGGAAUUGGGCUCCCCGGGGCCUGAUGGUGAACAGGUAUAUCAAAAAAAUGCGUCAAAUGAGGGUCAGACAUCUCCUAAGGCUUCACUGGAGAAGAAGAAAUCUUCCUUGUCAGAGGAUGGUGUACAGAAAGGUCCAGUAGUAUCUUUAGUAAGGAACAAUGUGGUGGAUGCAGAAUUGGGCUCCCCGGGGCCUGAUGGUGAACAGGUAUAUCAAAAAAACACUGCGGCUCUCAUGAGAGAUGACGAGGCCUGUUCAGAGGAGCCUAAAUCUGCUUCAAACGCUAAGAAACGCAAACCCAGGGCUAGAAAAGAUCAAGACUCAGGUGACCGAGCACAGGCCGAAGGUGGCAAAAAGACCAAAGGUCGAAAAAGACAGAGGGAGGGUGAUGAUGAUGACGUGCACGAAUCUGAGGAGCAGGAAGGUGGAGUGAAAAAGAGAAGGAGAACUAAGAAAGGAGAGGCAGCUGGAGAGGAUCAGCCCAAAAAAGGAGGAAAGAGGAAAGGAAAAGUCGAGGAGGAGGAUGAUACUGCCAGUUCAGAGAAAAAAACAACCCAGAAACGAGCAAUUCCUCAGGAGAAUUUGCUGGGAGAAGUGGAUGAGGAGGAGGCCAGAGCCGCUGCAUAUACAAUGAAGAACACAGUCAGGGUCAGGCCAACCAAAAACACAGAUGGGAACUUUGUGAAAAUCAAUUUAAAGAAGAAGUCCCAUGUCAAGGGAUUUGCUUUGAGAGGAGCUGUGCUAAGGAAACAGAUUUACAUGCAGAAGUUCCAGCUGAAAGGCGAGCGGUUUGGGGGCGGAGUCGGAAGGGGCAGGGGGCGGUUCGGUGGCUUCAAUCGUCAAGGCGACACCUGCUACAAGUGCGGCGGGACGGGUCACUGGGCACGAGACUGUCGAGGAAGAGCUCCUGUUGUGAGUUCUGCAGAACAGCAGGAAACCCAAGUAGAGGAGGAGGAGUUUGAGCUGCCCACUCUGGAGGAAGUUGCUCGGGCGACAGGAACUCUGCGGUCGGAGCCUAUCGCGGCCCCUCCCUCUGUGGGCGGAGACUCCUCUGAGAAGGAGGAUCAGGGGGCGGAGAUACUGCUCAAUAUCAUCAGACCAGAUUAUGAGCGGCCCACCCCUCCUCCACCUAUGGAGCCGCUCUACAGACCAAAGGAUGAUGGGAAAGUUCAAGAUGUCUCGCCAGAGGUGUACGAAGCACUUCGAGACUUUGGUUACAAGUCCUUCAGGCCUGGUCAGGAGACGGCCAUCAUGAGGAUCCUUUCAGGUCUGUCCACAUUAGUGGUUUUGUCCACUGGUAUGGGCAAAUCUCUGUGCUACCAGCUUCCUGCGUACCUGUACGCCCAGAGGUCAAAGUGCAUCACGCUGGUGGUGUCUCCUCUGGUGUCUCUGAUGGAUGAUCAGCUCUCAGGACUCCCGCCGAAGCUGAAAGCCGCCUGCAUCCACUCCAUCAUGUCUCGGAAACAGAGAGAAGCGGCUAUUGAGAAGGUGAAGGCCGGUCAGGUGCAUGUCCUGCUGUUGUCUCCUGAAGCUCUGGUUGGCGGAGGUCACUCGGGGUCAGGAUGCCUCCCUCCUGCAGACCAGCUCCCUCCUGUGGCCUUCGCCUGUAUCGACGAGGCUCACUGUGUGUCUGAAUGGUCACACAACUUCCGGCCCUGUUACCUGAGACUGUGCAAGGUGCUCAGGGAUCGGUUGGGUGUGCGCUGUCUGUUGGGUCUCACUGCCACGGCCACUUUGUCCACAGCGCUGGACAUCGGCCGACAUCUGGACAUCAGCGAUCAAGACGGAAUCGCCGUCCGUUCUGCUGCUGUCCCUCACAACCUCCAGUUGUCCGUGUCCAUGGACAGAGACAAAGAGCAGGCUCUGGUGUCUUUGCUGAAGGGCGAACGCUUUGGCGCUCUAGAGUCGGUUAUCAUCUACUGUACCAGGCGAGAGGAGACGUCCCGUAUCGCUGCACUGCUGCGCACCUGCCUGCAGGGGGUGAUGUUGAGAGAGUCCUCCAAACCAGCACCAGAGGAUGAGGACGACAAUCCUGUAGGGAAGAAGAAGAAAGCACUUGCCAGGAAAAAGAUCCGUAAGCCUCUGAAGUGGAUUGCAGAGGCGUACCACGCCGGGAUAUCUGCUUCAGAGAGGCGGCGAGUGCAGAAUAACUUCAUGUGCGGGGAGCUGCGUGUGGUAGUGGCCACCGUGGCCUUUGGUAUGGGGUUGGACAAGUCAGACGUGCGUGGGAUCAUCCACUACAACAUGCCCAAAAGUUUCGAGAGCUAUGUGCAGGAGAUUGGCCGAGCAGGACGCGACGGACACCCAGCACACUGCCAUCUGUUUCUAGACCCAGAGGGUGCAGACCUGCAUGAGCUGCGCAGGCACAUCUACGCAGACACAGUGGAUUUUUAUACAGUGAAGAAACUGGUGCAGAAGGUUUUUCCUCCAUGUAAAUGCAGACAGAUUCAGCAGAAGCAGCAGGAUUUUGCACAGGCUGCAGAAGUAUCUGACAGUGAGUUACUGGAGAUGGAGGUUUGUGAAGACACUGAUCCACACCAGCAGCAGCUGUCCGAGACAGUGACUCCCACAGACCAACAACCACCGCAGACACACACUCCACAUGAGCACAACAAACCAACUCAGACGACAGAGGAGAGCGACGGCGGUCUGAAACUGAGUGACGUGCGAGUACAGCGUGCGUGUCACACACAUGAGAGAGCCAUUCCCAUGCAGGAGACCGUGGAGACCCUCGACAUCACGGAAGAGAGUCUGGAGACCCUGUUGUGUUACCUGGAGCUUCAUCCUCAGCAGUGGGUGGAGCUUCUUCAUCCGACGCUCUCCAUCUGUAAGCUGCAGUUUUACGGCGGUCCGCAACAACUCCGCAAAAUCACCAAACUGUGUCCACCGGUCGCUGUGGCUCUGGCGCGCAAACGCAUGGCAGGGGAGCGCGUGGAGUCAUGUGACACUCUGGAGUUUGACGUGGUGGAGCUGGCGGACACUAUGGGCUGGCAGCUUCCUCUGGUGAAGAGAGGAGUGAGACAGCUGCAGUGGGGUUCAGACACAGGUUCAUAUGGAGGCACAGGACGGAGCGGUGUCCAUGUGGAGUUCUCAGCGCUGUCCUUCUAUUUCCGCUCAUAUGGUGACCUGGCGGCGGACGAGCUGGACGCGGUUUGUGCGUUUCUGCACGGCAGAGUGAUGGCACAGGAGAGGACUCAGCUGUACCAGCUCAAAACCUGCUUCAAAGCCUUCCGCAGCAUUGCGUACCGUAACUGCAGUCAGUGUAUGGAUGAUCUGGAGGAAAGCAGGAGCCAGGCUCUCAAAGAGCUGCUGCGCCAUUAUUUCGACAAGAGGAGAAACCUGGACCUGAGCAAACACUAUCAGGAGGAAGAGGAGGACGAGGAGGAAGAGCUCAACAAAUGCAAGAUGAGGGACUGGGAGGCUCAGAUCUGUGCGGACAUCAGAGGCUUCCUGUCCAAUCGCAGCGAUGAGAAGUUCUCCGGUCGAGCCGUGGCCAGAAUCUUCCAUGGCAUCGGAAGUCCGUGUUAUCCAGCGCAGACGUACGGACGUGACCGAAGAUACUGGAGGAAAUAUAUUCAGUUUGAUUUCAAUGAGAUCAUUCGUUUAGCUACACAGGAGAUCAUUAGAACGAGGUAACAUGAUCUCACGAUGCUAGAGUCUGAAUUUAUUUAUUUGUGCUGUUUGUCACUCUUUUAAAUGUUCACAUGUUUUGUUUUAUAACUUUAUAUACAAUAAAGACUGUUUUCCAGA